UCUGUAGUUCCCUAUCUACUUUCACAGAAGAAGGAAACUUAACAUGGCUCUCAUUCUAUAUAGCGCUGUGGGUUUAUUUAUUGGAAUGACAAUAGCAUUCGGUCCAGUGCCUCGGAUAACUUGGGAACACAAAGAAAUACAUCUAAUACAUUUUCAAGAGCCAAAAACGUUUAACUACUCAACUUUAUUACUAAGUGAAGACAAAGACAUUUUAUAUGUGGGAGCUAGAGAAGUAAUCUUUGCGCUAAACUCAUUAAACAUUUCUGAAAAAAAGCAAGAGGUGUUGUGGAAAGUCACUGAAGACAAGAAAACUAAAUGUGCAGAAAAGGGCAAAUCUAAACAGACAGAGUGCCUUAACUAUGUUCGUGUCUUACAACAACUGAAUGAUACUUUUCUUUAUGUGUGUGGAACAAAUGCAUUUCAGCCAGUCUGUGAUUAUCUGAAUCUGUUAUCAUUUGAACUUGGGGGUAGAAAUGAAGAUGGUAAAGGAAGAUGCCCAUUUGAUCCUGCGCAAAGUUAUACAUCAGUUAUGGUUGAUGGGGAACUUUACACCGGAACGUCUUACAACUUCUUGGGAAGUGAACCUAUUAUCUUCAGAAAUUCACAGCAAAGUCCACUAAGGACUGAAUAUGCAAUUCCUUGGCUCAAUGAACCAAAUUUCAUUUUUGCUGAUGUGAUAAGAGCUGAUCCAGACAAUGUAGAUGAGGAUGAUGACAAAGUGUACUUCUUUUUCACGGAGGUGUCUGUGGAAUAUGAAUUUCUUGGCAAGCUGAUGAUUCCAAGGAUAGCUAGAGUUUGUAAGCGGGACCAAGGCGGACUAAGGACUUUACAAAAAAAAUGGACUUCCUAUCUCAAGGCCAGGAUGCUUUGCUCUGCACCAGAUAGGAAUUUAAUUUUCAAUAUUGUGAAUGAUGUCUUUAUCUUGAAGUCUCCAAACUUGAGAGAGCCAGUAAUUUAUGGGGUUUUCUCACCACAGUUGAACAAUGUAGGCCUAUCUGCUGUGUGUGCCUACAACAUGUCGACAGUGGAGGACGUUUUUGCCAAAGGGAAGUACAUGCAAAGUGCCACAGUUGAGCAGUCUCACACAAAAUGGGUGCGAUACAACGGAGAGAUUCCGAGACCCCGGCCUGGAGCAUGCAUAAACAAGGAGGCCAGAGCAGACGGUUACCUGAGUACACUCAUCUUACCUGAUAAAUCGCUCCAGUUUGUCAAAGACCAUCCUCUGAUGGAUGAUUCUGUGACCCCAAUAGGAGACAGACCCAGACUGAUAAAACGGGAUGUGAAGUAUACACAGAUUGUGGUAGACCAAGUCAGAGCACUGAACGGCACUAUGUAUGAUGUCAUGUUCAUCAGUACAGAUCGAGGAGCCCUUCACAAAGCUAUCAGCUAUGAGAACGGGAUGCAUAUUAUUGAAGAAGUCCAGCUCUUCCCAAAUUUUGAGCCCAUUCAGACACUGCUGCUUUCUUCCAAAAAGGGCCAACAGUCCCUCUAUGCGGGGUCCAAUGCUGGGGUUGUGCAGUCCCCUCUAGCCUUUUGUGACAAGUACAGCACCUGCGUUGACUGUGUCUUAGCCAGAGAUCCAUACUGCGCUUGGGACCCCCAAGAAUCGGUCUGUGUCAACUUCAGAGAAAGUGAGGCUGAAAGGGACUGGCUUCAGAAUAUAGGCGGCGAUGCUUCCUCUUGCACUGAUAAAGUAAAAGAGCAUUCUCUGCAGCACACUUUCAAGCAUGGGAGUACUGCAGAGCUAAAAUGUUCUCAGAAGUCCAACCUGGCCCAGGUGGUUUGGAAAUUCAGAGAUGAUGUGCUAAAGGUGGAAAGCCCCAAAUACCGUCUCCUGGAGAAAGCACUCCUCAUCUUCAAUUUGUCUGAGGGCGACAGUGGUGUGUAUCAGUGCCUUUCAGAAGAAAAAGUGAAGAACCAGAAGUUCUCACAGGUUUUGGCUAAACAUGUUUUGGAACUGAAGAAAAUCCAGCACACCACUGUGGGCCCGGCCCAGCCGACAACACGGGCAGAAGGUAACGGAAGAGCUCCCAGAAAGUCAGUUGUCUUUACCCAGACUCACCUUUCCACCACUCCAGCUGCAGCAGUCACAGCAUCCAGGAUAGUAACAAACCCCGCCAUCCCCAUCCUGACAAGUACUGCCUCUGAUGAGCUCGUGAACUCUGUUGCUGAGGUUCCUGCAAGGACAAUGUUUCUCAAGUCAAACGAUAAUUGCCUUUUGAUGUUUCUCUUUCUGUUCUUUUUUGUACUGUUCCUGUGUCUGUUCUCAUACAACUGUUACAAAGGAUAUUUACCAGACCAGUGUCUGAAGUUCCGCUCUGCUUUAUUGCUUGGAAAGAAGAAGCCCAAGGCAGAUUUUUCUGAUUGUGAGCAAAGUGUGAAGGAGACUCUGGUAGAGCCUGGCAGUCUCCUGACCCAAAGUGGAGAACAGCCAAAGCCUUCACAUGACACUGGAUAUGAGACGGAAGCAGACUAUGUCAAUGGCCACGUUCAUCAUGAUGAGGAUCACUCACAGUCUUACAAAGAAGUCAAGGACAAACCUUUUGAUGUGAAGUGUGAACUGAAAUUUGCUGACUCGGAUGCUGAGGGGGAUUAAAAGAACAUCUUCAACAUCCAUAGUGAAAGUACUGUCAUUCUGACACUUUAUUUUUGAAUGGUUUAAAUGUGAUAAUGGGGCCAGAAAGGGCUAUGUAUUCUCAGUUUUAUAAUUGACACCUGGUCAUUUCACACUUGGCUAGAGACAGAUUUUGCAUUUUCUGAAAACUAUUCUGUUUCACAUUUGUUUUCUUUUAUUUUCUUUUAAAUGGCCAGUUUCCGUUUCAUGUUGUGAAUGUCUAUGCUUGUUUCUAAUGAUAAUUUAA
Euleptes europaea (tarantolino) is the source of this 2861-nucleotide messenger RNA. RefSeq names its product semaphorin 4D (gene SEMA4D). The transcript has 14 exons. The record is from RefSeq and is a predicted model, not a curated record. Gene Ontology annotation, molecular function: chemorepellent activity; semaphorin receptor binding. Gene Ontology annotation, biological process: axon guidance; positive regulation of cell migration; positive regulation of GTPase activity. NCBI's taxonomy places the organism in Eukaryota, Metazoa, Chordata, Lepidosauria, Squamata, Sphaerodactylidae. The coding region runs from base 44 to 2596 and encodes 850 amino acids.